AUAAACCCUAACUAAAUGUAAGGUUACCGCGGCUGAUCUUCCACGUCAGUUUUGUUCGGUUGUCUCUUGUCGAAGUGUUUACGUCCGAAAGAAAUCGCAAAUUAUUGUAAACAUGACUUCUAUACUCAACUCAAUCGAUACCGGCCAUGAAGAUAUGAUCCACGACGCCGAAGUGGACUACUACGGCCUACGUCUGGCAACUUGUUCUUCCGACCAUUCCGUUAAAGUCUACGACAUCAAAAAUGGGGCCCACAACCUGAUCGGCGACUUGAAGGGCCACUCUGGUCCCGUAUGGCAAAUAGCGUGGAGCCAUCCGAAAUUUGGUAAUCUAUUAGCAUCGUGUUCGUACGACAGGAAAGUAAUUAUCUGGCGCGAGGUCCAAGGCAAAUGGAGUCAGUAUUAUGAAUAUUCAAAUCAUGAUUCAAGUGUAAACUCUGUACAAUUUGCCCCAUCUGAAUUCGGUUUAAUCCUUGCUUGUGGCAGCAGCGACGGCACCAUAUCAAUUCUUACCUAUCAAAGUGAGACCAAUACUUGGGAUGCGAAGAAGAUUCAAAACGCACACACAAUAGGCUGCAAUGCAGUCAGCUGGUGCCCAGCAAUUACACCAGCAUUUGAGCCUGCAUAUGAUAACACCCAAUCAACCACACUGCAAAAACGAUUGGUUUCAGGUGGUUGUGAUAAUCUGGUUAAGAUAUGGAAGGAGGAAGGUGAUCACUGGGUAAAGGAGCACAAACUAGAAGUGCAUUCAGAUUGGGUUCGAGAUGUGUCGUGGGCACCAUCCAUUGGUUUGCACAGACAUGUAAUUGCAAGCUGCUCACAGGAUAGGAGAGUAGUAAUCUGGACAAGUGAAGAUUGCCAGAGCUGGAGCUCUACUGUCCUGCACACAUUUGAAGAUGUAGUAUGGAAUGUCAGUUGGUCAUUGAAUGGAAACAUAUUAGCAGUCUCAGGAGGUGAUAACAAAAUCACACUGUGGAAACAAGCAUUAGAAGGCUCUUGGCAAUGCAUUAGCGACGUAUCAAAAGGCCAGGGUGCUUUGAAUUCAAAUAAUGAUCAACGCGCAUUGUAAAAAUCAAAACAAAAUGUUUUUUAAUAUGAUUACCGUGGAGUCCCUCUGCGUGUAUAAACUAGCAGCAAAAACAAUAUCGCGUUUAAUGGCGGUAGAAGCCUCCUCCAUUUUGCUGUGAAGCGCUGGAUCACCAAUCAACCUCGCCGCGUUCUUCACAUCACAAAUAACUUCGUUCAACUGUUGAAUACACCUCACAAUAAUACCUUCUUGAAUAUCCGUGAGGGACAUUAUCUCAGCGAAAGGUUUCUCCGAGGCCCAUUCGUAGACCACAUGCACCAGUCCGAAAUUCAAAUCUUUGAAAUCAUCACCAUAUACUUGAUAUUCAGCUUCAAGUUGUUGAAUUUCUUGGAAAAUGUCUUUAAUUUCUUGAAUUCCCUGUAAAUUUCAACUUAAAAUCACUAUAACCUCUAAAAAUAACAACUUACAUGUUGUAAUUCCGCUGGAAAUUCGUUUUCCGAUAAUUCCGCGUUGGUUUUUGCUUGGAAAACCAUCGACGAUAAUAAUGCAGCAACCUCAGCAGGUUUUAACUUUGUCAGAAUAUUCCUCAACACCAAUUCGGUGAUGAGCAGUUCAUUCAUUCCCAUUUCACACGCGACUCUACCUUUUAAUUCGACACGAUUCUGUGCAUCAACAUACUUUAAAUGUCUCAAUAAUUGAAUUCUGUUCUCAUAAUCAGGAUACAACGCCAUGCUGGCAUCCGACAGCAUGUGCUUCAGAAAAUCGCGUUCAUCUUCUAGAAUCUUCUUUUUGAAUACAAUAUUAAACUGAUUCUCAAAA
Molecule: messenger RNA, 1843 nt
Organism: Dalotia coriaria
Lineage: Eukaryota; Metazoa; Arthropoda; Insecta; Coleoptera; Staphylinidae
Gene: Sec13
Product: secretory 13
Exons: 2
Coding region: 113-1066 (317 amino acids)
Biological process (GO): COPII-coated vesicle budding; protein import into nucleus; positive regulation of TOR signaling
Cellular component (GO): nuclear pore outer ring; COPII vesicle coat
Molecular function (GO): structural molecule activity; protein binding
Source: RefSeq, a predicted model, not a curated record